This is a messenger RNA of Tetrahymena thermophila SB210, 5340 nucleotides long. Its product is annotated as intraflagellar transporter, putative. Gene Ontology annotation, biological process: intraciliary transport. The record is from RefSeq and is a predicted model, not a curated record. Gene Ontology annotation, cellular component: intraciliary transport particle B; ciliary basal body; axoneme. NCBI's taxonomy places the organism in Eukaryota, Ciliophora, Oligohymenophorea, Hymenostomatida, Tetrahymenidae. The transcript is spliced from 13 exons. Gene Ontology annotation, molecular function: protein binding.
AUGCAUAAAAAAAAAAUAAAGCCAUUCAGAAACACAAACAAUUACUAAUUUCCAAAGAGAGGAUUCAUUGUUUUAAUCUUUUAGAUUGAAUAAAUUUCAAAUUUUUAAAAAAGAAAAAAAAUAAAAAAAUAAAAUAAAAAAGAAAUAAUAAAGGUAUUUGCUUUAAUUUUAUAAAGUAAAGAAAUGAAACUUGCUUAUUUUGGAAAUAUCAUUCCACCAGUUGAUGGAAUGCAAAAGAUUUCAUCAGUAGCAUGGUCUCCUAAUUAGCAUGGGCCAAAAAAACUCGCAGUUUGCACAGCUGAAAGAGUAGUUCAUUUGUUUGAUGAGCAAGGAUAGCGUAGAGAUAAGUUUAUGACAAAACCAUCAGACAAGGGUUAAAAGUCAUAUGUUGUUAGAGCAGUAGCUUUUUCUCCAGAUAGUGAAAAGGUAGCAGUCGCAUAAUCAGAUAAUAUAGUUUUUGUCUAUAAGAUUGGCAAGGAAUGGGGUGAAAAAAAAUCUAUUUGUAAUAAAUUCCCAACUUCUUCCUCAGUAACAUGUCUUUGCUGGCCUCAUGAACGUGCAGGAGAAGUUAUUUUUGGUUUGGCUGAAGGUAAAGUCAAAUCCGGUAUCCUUCGUUCAAACAAAUCAUAAGUAAUGUAUUCAACUGAUAGUUAUGUUGUUAGCUUAGCAGCAUGUAAAGACGGAGAAAAUUUUGUAAGCGGUCACUUAGAUGGUACAAUCUACGCAUUUGGAAAAAAAAUUGUAGUUCAUCAUUCAAUCCCAUAUGCUUUAGGCUGGGGAGAACAUGUUGUCGCUGCUGGUAAUGAUGGAAAGGUUUCUUUUUACGAUGCUUAUGGCAAUCAUAUUUAACGUUUUGAUUAUACAAAUGAUGAUAAAAUAAGAGAAUUCACUAUAGCCGCAUUCAACCCAUCUGGCGACACAGUUGUUUUAGGCAACUUCAAUAGAUUUUAUAUCUAUCAUUACAACUCCAGAAGAAGUCUCUGGGAAGAAAUUGGUGUUAAAUAAAUUGAAAAUUAUUAUACUGUUACAGCUCUUGCAUGGAAAAACGAUGGUUCUAAAUUAGUAACUGGUUCUCUUUGCGGAAGUGUUGAUUGGUACAAUGCCUCAUUUAAAAUGAUUAAUUAUAAGGGAAAGUUUGAGUUGAAUUAUGUGUCUCCUUCAUAAAUUGUAGUCAAAACAUUAUCAUCUGGUAGAAAAUCUGUUGUUAGAAGUGCCUAAGGUGCUGAAAUUACCAAAAUCAACAUUUUCUAGGACCGUUUUGCAGUUGGUAAUACUUAUGAUACUAUCAUAGUAGCUGAUUUAGAAGUUGAUAAAUGCUCAGAAAUUCCAUGGAGAAAUGAUGGUAAAGAAAAGUAUGACUUUUCAAAUCCAGGAGUCUGCAUGGUUUUUAGCAGUGGAGAAUUGACUUUGAUCGAAUAUGGAAACAAUGAACCUCUUGGUAACUGCAGAACUGAGCACAUGAAAACUAAUUUAAUUUCUGCUAGAUUAAACUACCACAGUGUGAAAUAAACUAAAAUGAUUGCUUAUCUCUUAGAUUUGCAAACCAUUUACAUUUAAGAUCUCAUGAGUAACUCAAAUAUUGGUUAGAUUCUUCAUGAUUCGAAAAUUGAUUUCUUAGAACUUAACACUCAUGCUAAUAAGCUCUUGUUUAGAGACAAGAGAAGAUAACUCUACCUUUAUAAUAUCAAAACUUAAACUAAAAAUACUCUUCUCAGUUACUGUAGUUAUGCUUAGUGGGUUCCUGAAUCAGAUGUAGUUGUUGCUUAAAACAGAUAAAACCUAUGUGUUUGGUAUUCAAUUGAAAAUCCAGAUAAAGUCACAAUCUAUAACAUUAAGGGAGAAGUUGAGUCUAUUGAAAGAAAUGGAGGUAAGACUGAUGUGAUGGUAAAUGAAGGAAAUAAUGUAGUUCCUUACAGCUUAGAUGAAUCUCUUAUUAACUUUGGUUUUGCAAUUGAAUCAGGAGAUCUUGAAAAAGCAGCUACAAUUCUUGACCCAUUAGAGAUGAAUGCUGACACAGAAGCUAACUGGAAAACAUUAUCUAAGUUAGCUCUUGAAGAGUAAAAUAUUAUAGUUGCUGAGCACUGUUAUGCUUCUUUAGGUGAUAUUUGCAAGGCUUCUUAUUUAAGAAAGAUUUCUAAGCUUGCCAGAGAAAGUGAAGAAGGUAUCAAUUACUACAAGGCUCAAGCUAAGCUUGCCAUCCUCGAUAAACAAUUCCACAGAGCUGAAGCUAUUUUAUUAGAUCAUGAAGAGGUUGAAGAAGCUAUGGAAAUGUAUUAGGAACUCCAUAAAUGGGAUGAAUCAAUUAAGAUUGCUGAAAAGAAAAACCAUCCUUAGGUUAGAGAACUCAAGGAAAAUUAUUACACUUGGCUUCUAAAGACAAAGUAGGAAGCUAAGGCUGCUGAAGUUAAGGAAAAUGAAAGAGAUUUUAACAAGGCUGUCUAGCUCUACUUACAAGGUAAUCUUCCAGCUAAAGCUGCUAAUGUAGUGUUUACAUAUGAUCACUCUUUCCCUUAGGACAUUCUCGAAAAUAUUGCUGUAGCUCUCAAAAACGCAGGAAUGUAUGAAAGAGCUGGUGAAUUCUAUGAAUAAAUGGAAUAAUAUCCUAAAGCUCUCUAAAUGUACCGUGAAGGAAAUUCUUACAAAAAAGCAAUCGAUCUUGCUAAAAGAGUUCAACCAAAUUUAGUCCGUGAAUUAGAAGAGAGGUGUGGUGAUUGGUUAGUUAGCUAAAAGUAAACUGAAAGUGCUGUUAAUCAUUAUAUUGAAGCUGGAUCUUUCUAAAAGGCCAUUGAAGCUAGUAUCAAUUCAAGAUAAUGGAGCAAGGCAAUCUAACUUUUAUAACAUUAAAGUCCUGAAAUGGCUCGUCCUUUUUAUAGACAAAUUGCUAAGCAUUAUGCUGAUGUUCGUCAAUAUGAUUUUGGUGAGAAAUAUUAUUUGAAGGCUGGCUUAGCUGUUGAAGCUUUUGAAAUGUAUGCCAAGGCUUCAAAAUGGGAGCAUGCCUUACGUGUUGCUCGUGAAAAUCUCCCUGAAACUGAAAUUGUCUAAUUAUAUGUUAAAUAGGCUAUCAAAUUCUAGGAACAAAACCUCUAUAAGGAAGCUGAAAAACUCUACUGCUAAGUAGAUGAGUAUGAUCGUGCUAUUGAUAUGUAUUAAAGAAGUGAGUAGUAUGAAUCUAUGCUUCGUUUAGUAGCUAAAUAUAGACCUAAAUAAUUAAGAGAUACUCAUUUAUAAAUUGGUCAAAGAUUAUAGCGUGCUGGAAACUUGAAAUAAGCAGAACAUCACUAUAUUGAAGCUGGUGCUUGGCAUGCUGCUGUUGACAUGUAUCAAUCUAAUGGAAAUUGGGAAGAUGCUGUCAGAUGCUGCAAGCUUUAUGGAUCUGAUAAGGAAACAUGUGAACUUGCUAAAUAAUGGGCAGAAACUUUGGGUCCUGAUGCUGGUAUGAAAAUUCUUUUAAAAUACAAUUUAAUCGAUGCUGUCAUUGAAUAUCUUUGUGAUAGAAAGGAAUUCGAUGAAGCUUUUAGAAUGGCUCAAAAGGCUAUCCAUAAAAAGCCUGAUGUUCACCUCAAAUAUGCAUUUGAACUUGAAGAUAACAAAAGAUAUAAGGAAGCUGAAGAACACUUUAUUAAGGCAGGUAAACCUGAAGAAGCUAUUAAUAUGUAUGAGCAUUUGAGUGAUUUCUAAGCUGCAUUAUAGGUAGCAAAAGUACACUAAAAAUAGAGUAUAAGCAUGAUUCUUAUGAAUUAAGCUCGUACUUUCAUUGAAAAAAGAGAAUAUAAGAAGGCUGAAAACUGCUUUAUCCAGGCUAAGAAACCAGAAUUAGCAGUUAAAAUGUACAAGGAUAUUUAAAAUUGGUAAGAAGCCUUCAGAGUAGCCAAAAAGGAAGCUCCUCAUUUAGUUUCAGAACUUACUUCUUAACAUUAAUAAGUUGGUAGAGGAGGAGCUAUGACUGGUGAAGACUAUAUCUAAAAUGCUAGAGUAUCUGAAGAUAGCAGAGAUUACAACAAGGCAAUAGAUUCUUACCUCAAUGUUACUCCUGAAAAUUGUGAUGAAAAUACAGUUGUAGCAGUCUGGAAUAAAGCUAUAUAAAUUGCCUAAACUUAUGUUAAGGAAAGAUUGCAAGAAGUUGUCUUAAUUGUUGCAAAGGGAUUAUAAAAUUUAAAUAAAGCUGAUUAGGCUGCUGAUAUUUAUGAAAACUUUGGAUUCUACUAAGAAGCUUCAUAACUUUAUCUUGAAUUAAGAAAUUAUGCCAAAGCUAAAUAAUGUGCCUAAUAAGUCAAUAAUCCUAGUUUCUAGUAGAAGAUGAUAGCACGUAUCUAAUAACUUCAAAUGACUGAAUAAUAAAACACAGGAGAUACUAGAGGUAUGAUUGAAGGUGGUCAUGUUGACUAAGCUAUAGAAAUGAUGAUUUAAAAAGGAGAUUGGAGAUAGGCAUUAGACACAGCUCAAAAUCAGGGUGCAGAAAUACUAGCCAAGAUAAUGAGACGCUAUGUCAAAUUUACUAUGGAAAGUGGUAAAUUUGGUGAAACUAUUGAAGCCUAUGCUCACUACGGCAUGCAGUUGAUUCCUGAAAACUUUAAGCAUUACAUUAACCUUUGCUUAGAAAUAUUUGUUGAGUGCGAUCCUAAAGAAAUCAACAGCUUGCGUACUGCUUUAUAUAACUUUUACAAACUCUUAUAAGGCUCUAAAGUAGACUAGUCUCAAGAAGGAAGAUAAUUCUAAAGGUACUUAACCAUAGCACACUUAGCAAACCUAAAGAAUGUUUAUGAAAAGAAAAAUAUGAGUGCUCUUUAUGCUAGAACUUCAAUUUCAAUGCUUAGAUACGGAGAUCUUAUUCGUAUGGAUAAAUUGUUCUAUGAUGCAGGUGUUGCUUGCAAAAAAUAAAACUGGCUCACAUAUGCAUUCGUCAUCUUAAAUAGAUACUUAGAUAUCUUUGAAGUCAUAGAAGAUCCUAACAGUGCUGAUACUGGAGAUAACUAAGUCUUCUUAAAUACUGAUAUUCCAUCUCCUUAUUAAGUAGAACUCAUUCCUGAAAAGAACCUAGUAGACUCAAAUCAAAUUGAAGGAAUACGUAAUUGGAUUUUGGAAGUUAGUUGCAAUUCUAAAAUAGAAAAGGACUUACCUAUCCGUAGUUGUGAAAGCUGCAGAACUUAAAUAUAUGAAGGAUGCCAAACAUGUCCUAAAUGUAAAACUGAGGCUGAAGUUUGUAUCCUAACAGGAUAACCUCUUUUAAAGGGAACAUUCGUUAACUGUAGAAGUUGCGGAAAAGGAGGUCUCAAAGAAUAUUGGUCGAUGUACUUAUAAAACUUUGCAAACUGUCCUUGGUGCAAUAAUCCCCCAAAUUGA